AAUCGGGUGAAAAGAGUGGGAGAGGGGGAGCAGGGUUAGGAGGUGUUGUCCUGGGGUGAGGAACAGGUUAUGAUGAGGGUAAUGUACCGUUCAUAAGGAUUUACUGUAGCAGACACCGUUCUAAAGCCCUUUAUAUAUUGUAACUCCUAUGAGGCCAGAUGUCUCCUUAGCCUCAUGUUACAGCUGGGGAAACUGAGGCUUAGAGAGUCUAAGGAACAUCCCCGAAGAAAGACAAAGGAAAAGUGCAGAGCCAGGAUUUGAAUUCUGGUUGGCUGCUGCAGAACAUACCUACAAAUCCUGAACAGUGAUGUGCCCCAUCAAGAAGUGAGGAAAGCAGGAACAUAGGAAAAGAAGUGAGAGUCUGGUAUGACUUGAAGCAAUGUUAUAAUACAGCUGAAGCAAGAGUUGACCAGAUAAAGGGUGUGAGAUCCAGAUGCACGGCCAUGGAGGUUAUGACUCUGAUUUUAGUGAUGAUGAACACUGUGGAGAAUCUAGCAAAAGGAAAAAAAAGGCAGUUGAAGAUGACUUACUGCUCAAAAAGCCAUUUCAGAAGGAAAAACAUGAAAAAGUGGCCCAUAAGCAAGUUGCAGCAGAAUUGCUGGAUAGGGAAGAAGCAAAAAAUAGAAGAUUUCAUCUCAUAGCUAUGGAUGCUUAUCAAAGGCAUACAAAAUUUGUAAAUGACUAUAUUUUAUACUAUGGUGGAAAAAAAGAAGAUUUCAGAAGAUUAGGGGAAAAUGAUAAAACUGAUAUGGAUGUUAUAAGAGAAAAUCAUAGAUUCCUAUGGAAUGAGGAGGAUGAAAUGGACAUGAAUUGGGAGAAGAGACUUGCAAAGAAAUACUAUGAUAAAUUAUUCAAGGAAUACUGCAUAGCAGAUCUCAGUAGAUACAAAGAAAAUAAGUUUGGAUUUCGGUGGCGGAUAGAAAAAGAAGUAAUAUCUGGAAAAGGCCAGUUUUUCUGUGGAAAUAAAUGUUGUGAUAAAAAAGAUGGCUUAAAGAGUUGGGAAGUUAAUUUUGGUUAUAUUGAGCAUGGUGAAAAGAGAAAUGCACUUGUCAAGUUAAGAUUAUGCCAAGAUUGUUCCUUUAAAUUAAAUUUUCAUCACAGGAGAAAAGAAGUCAAGUCAAAAAAAAGAAAGGGUAAAGUCAAAACAGAUGAUGAAGCAUCAUCACCUAAAAAAUCCAGAUUAUCUUCUACAGAAGAGACAUUGAAGAAAAAGGAUAAAGGACAUUCAUCCUCAAAGAAACUAGAAAAUUCUAUAAAUAGAAACUCUGAUGAGGAAGAAAGUACUUCAGAAUCUGAACUUUGGAAGGGCCCACUACCAGAGACAGAUGAAAAAUCACAGGAAGAAGAAUUUGAUGAAUAUUUUCAAGAUUUAUUCCUAUGAGAUGCAAGAAAGAAGCCUAUAUUCCUUAAUGUGAAAGUAUACUUUGAAAUUCUUCAUACAAGUUUUAUUUAUAAGCGGCAGCUUGAGUGGUUUGUCUUUAGAAAUAAAAUCUAGCAACUCUCAGGAUGUCAGAUA
This is a messenger RNA of Condylura cristata (star-nosed mole), 1516 nucleotides long. RefSeq names its product fragile site, folic acid type, rare, fra(10)(q23.3) or fra(10)(q24.2) candidate 1 (gene FRA10AC1). The coding region runs from base 434 to 1381 and encodes 315 amino acids. The transcript has 14 exons. Gene Ontology annotation, molecular function: phosphatase activity. Gene Ontology annotation, biological process: dephosphorylation. The record is from RefSeq and is a predicted model, not a curated record. NCBI's taxonomy places the organism in Eukaryota, Metazoa, Chordata, Mammalia, Eulipotyphla, Talpidae.